Molecule: messenger RNA, 209 nt
Organism: Ilex paraguariensis (yerba mate)
Lineage: Eukaryota; Viridiplantae; Streptophyta; Magnoliopsida; Aquifoliales; Aquifoliaceae
Source: the annotation of a GenBank genome assembly
UCGAUUCUGCUAAGCUUAGGGGAAACUACUACGAGAAAAAAUUGGUAAGUGGUGGUGAGCCAUCAACUUUUGUGGAGUCCUUAGGGGAUUCAGUCAGUACAGAUGAUCCACAUAAAGACAUGAUGAAGGCUUGCAUGACUGCUUUGAACUCUCUCGAAGACAUUGAUGAUGCAACUUACACAAAACGUGUUAAACUGUUGCGUGAUGAU